This is a messenger RNA of Paramecium pentaurelia, 1217 nucleotides long. NCBI's taxonomy places the organism in Eukaryota, Ciliophora, Oligohymenophorea, Peniculida, Parameciidae. The record is from the annotation of a GenBank genome assembly.
AUGGGGAAUAUGUGUGAAACAGAUAGUUCACCAACACGAAUUAGUUCAUUAGAUAAAUUUGAAGUUGGUCCUGUAUUUGAUGAAUCUCCCACUAUUUAAAGUGCAUCACCUAAAAGAAGAAAAGUAAAUCGAGAUGAUUUUAUAAAUUUGGGAUUAAUUGGGAAAGUAUAAAUUAUUAAUAGAUAAAGGGAGCAUUUGGUUCAGUCUAUAAGAUAAUGAAAAAAGAUAAUGGAUAAAUAUAUGCAAUGAAAGAAUUAAAAAAAUAAACUUUAUCAGAACAUAAUUUAGAAACAGUGAAUUUUUUAGAAAGAUUUGUAUUAAAAAGUAGUAAAUGCCCAUUUAUUGUUAAAUUAAGAUAUGCCUUUUAAACAUCCUCAAGAUGUUACUUUGUUAUGGAGUAAAUUACAUUUAAUUAUAAAAUAGUUAUGUAUCAGGAGGUGAUUUACAUAGAGUUUUAAAAAAGAAUGGUGCAUUACCAGAAAAAAUAGUGAAAUUUCUUAUUGCUGAGAUUAUAUUGGCUUUAGAAUAUUUACAUUUAGAACUAAAAAUUAUAUAUAGAGAUUUAAAACCAGAAAAUAUUUUACUUACAGAAACUGGACAUAUUAAGCUUACAGAUUUUGGAUUAGCCACAUAUAUCAAAAAUGAACACACAUAUACUGUAUUUAAUUAUAUAAAUAACAGAUUGCAGGAACUCCUGAAUAUUUGGCUCCUGAAAUUAUUGCUAGAUCUGGCCAUUCUUAUGAAGUUGAUUUUUGGACUUUAGGAAUUCUUAUUUAUGAAAUGCUUACAGGAUAAGCACCAUUUACAUGUGAAGAUCGUAAUGUUUGCACAAUACAAAAUGUAAAUAUAUGUAUCUUAUUAUAAAGCUCAUUAUGUAAAAUAAACCUAUUUAUUCUCCUAAGAUUUCAAGUAAUGCUCGAAACUUAAUAUCUAAUCUUUUGAGAUUUAAUCCUAAAGAGAGAUUAGGAGCCAAGUCCUUUGAUGAUCUCAAACGUCACAAUUUUUUUUAGAAUAUAGAUUUUAUGGCUCUCUCUUAAUGUUAAUUAUUAUCUCCUCUUGAAACUGUAGCUUAAAAAAAUAAAUUAGAAUAAGAAUAAUCUUUAAGUCCAAUUAAAAAUGAGGAUAGACAUCAAAAUAGUCCACUUAAUUGUCAACCUAUUAAUGAUUUUACUUAUGAUCCUCAUCUUGACAAUGAAAUUAACUUCUAAAAAGGGUGA